CACACUCUGACGGACAAUCAUCAGUUCAACUUCUGGUGUCCCAAAAGCCCAUUCGCGGAUCCCACACCCUCGCGCAAAGCCUGAACUAGCUCAUCAUACAUCAUACAACUAUCGAAACCUCGCACAAACAAAACAAGCAGCCCCCCCCAACCUCUUCAACAAGCGAAAUGAAGCUCACGGCUGGCGUCUUCAGCGCCGCCCUCGGCCUCGCCUUCGUCGCCAACGCCGCCCCGGCGGCCUUGCCCGAGAACCUGGCGCCCGUCCCCUCCGCCAGCGCCAACGCCACCUCCAUCUCCCCCCUCGCCGCCAACAAAUCAGCCGAGUUGCCGAGCUUUCGUGACCCCUAUAGAAACCCCACACACGGCAACAGCGCCUUCUGCGAGUACGUGAACUUCCCGCUGGUAAGCGUCGCUACUACCUACGGGCUCAUGAGCAAGGCCGGCGCCCCGGUCCCGGACAUCACCAGUACGUGCGGCGCCCUGUGGGACAACCUGCGCCGCUUCCCGAGCUGCGCGCUCGUCUUCGGGCCGUGGUGCGGACCACACCCAAAGCUGGACGGCGUGCUCACUUGGAAGCUCACUCUCCCCGCCUACUGCAACCGCGGCAUGGUCGAGUCCGCGUGGUGGGAGGCGACCUUCAACCGCUUUGGCGGCCUCGACUGCGUCGGCGUCGAUCAGCUGGAGUAUCCCUUUUUUUAA
Colletotrichum navitas is the source of this 698-nucleotide messenger RNA. RefSeq lists its product as uncharacterized. The record is from RefSeq and is a predicted model, not a curated record. The transcript has a single exon. Bases 168 to 698 code for a protein of 176 amino acids. Lineage: Eukaryota; Fungi; Ascomycota; Sordariomycetes; Glomerellales; Glomerellaceae.